Dromiciops gliroides (monito del monte) is the source of this 5786-nucleotide messenger RNA. It is a transcript of the gene PHRF1, whose product is annotated as PHD and ring finger domains 1. Bases 183 to 5276 code for a protein of 1697 amino acids. Lineage: Eukaryota; Metazoa; Chordata; Mammalia; Microbiotheria; Microbiotheriidae. The record is from RefSeq and is a predicted model, not a curated record. The transcript is spliced from 18 exons.
UGCUUCCGGGUCGGGAGCGCGCUGGCGGCGACGGCGACGGCGGGGAGCUAGGCGGCCGCGGCCGGGGCCUAGUUCGUCAGCGAGAGCCGGGCCGGAGCCGGGGCCGGGGUCGGCCCGAGCCGCAGCGCGGCGGAGAGGAGCCGGAGCGGCGCCGGGGUCGGGCCGCCCCCUGAUGUCCAGCCAUGGAUGACGACAGUCAGGACGAGCUCAUCAGCAGGACCGCGGCGGCCCGAGGCCAGAGUGGGGGCCAGGUGGUCAGCGAGGCAGACGACAGCAGUGACGUUGGGUCCAGUGGGGACUCUGAGGAAGACACAGGGAGCGAGGAGGAAGGAGAGGAAGAAGGCUCUGACUGGGACAGUUCUGAAGAUGAUGACUCUGUAGAUGAGGAAGAGAUGGAGGUGUCUUUGGAAGCCACCCCAGAGCCCCCCAAAGGACAGCCGGACCUCGUAGCUGGGGGGAGCGUGAGUUCUGACGAGGAUGCCGAGAGCUGUCCCAUCUGCCUAAAUGCCUUUCAGGAUCAGGCAGUGGGCACCCCAGAGAACUGCACCCACUAUUUCUGCCUCGACUGCAUAGUGGAGUGGUCAAAGAAUGCCAACUCGUGCCCCGUGGAUCGUAUUCUCUUUAAGUGGAUUUGCAUCCGGGCUAGAUUUGGGGGCAAGGUCUUGAAAAGGAUUCCUGUGGAGAGUCAGAAGGUCCCUCAGGCUGAGGAGGAAGAAGACCCCACCUUUUGUGAAGUAUGUGGCCGGAGUGACCGGGAGGAUCGGCUGCUGCUCUGUGAUGGCUGUGAUGCCGGGUACCAUAUGGAGUGUUUGAACCCCUCCCUGAGUGAGGUGCCCGUCGACGAGUGGUUUUGUCCUGAAUGCGUUGCCACAGCUGCCCCAGCAGCACCCCCAUCUGCCACCACUGAUGUGGAGCCUAUAAGUGAAGAGGAGGUGGCCUUGCUUCUGGUUGAUGUGGUCCCCACCACCAGUCGACUGCGCCCCAGCGCAGGCCGGACCCGGGCUAUCGCCAGGACUCGCCAGAGUGAGAGGGUGAGAGCCACCGUGAACCGAAACCGCAUCAGCACUGCCCGCCGGAUUCAGCGGGUGCCCAGGUACCUCAUGUCGUCCCUCCUGGACGAGACCAUUGAGGCUGUGGCCUCUGGCCUGAGCACGGCUGUGUAUCACCGGCCUUUGACACCCCGGGCCCAAGUCAGAAGGAAGAGGAAAACAGGGAGAAGGAAGAAAGCGUCUGGAAGAAGGAGAGCGCCGUCCAAAUCCUCAGCGAGAAACAAGGCUUCAGGGACACGCCCCAAGAGGCGCAAGUCCCGAGUGAGGAAAAGGAAAGGGCAAAGGAGUCGGGUGAAAACUGAAAUCACUGCUCGUUCUCGCAUCGCCAGGACGCUGGGCCUCGGGAAGCCCCUGCGUGGAGCCUCCAUCCCUUCUGUAUAUAAGCCAGUCGAGCCUUCUCUGGGAUUCCUGCGAGCAGAUAUUGGAGCGGCUUCCUUGUCUCUGUUUGGAGACCCUUAUGAGCUAGACCCCUAUGACAGUAGUGAAGAGCUCACAGCAAACCAGGCGUCUCCUCUGAGUACCAAGAGGCGGAUUCUUUCACAGUCGGCCCUCAGAUCUCACCAACCUGUGGCUAGACCCGUUUCUGUGGGCCUUUCCAGGAGGAGCGUUCCUGCCUCAGUUCCUGAACAAGACGUGGAGGUGACACCUGUCCCAGAUCUCUUGGGGAGCAUCCUAUCUGGGCAGAAUCUUUUAAUGAUGAGUGGCUCAGAUGUGGUCAUCAAUCGAGAUGGUUCCCUCACAGCCCGGAAAGCAGCCCCGAUUUCCUUGCAGAGAAGUUCGGCUGCCAAGUCCCGGAAAGAUGGCGAGGCUGGGACCCACAGUAGCAUCCAGCCUAGGACCUUACAAACGGGGACCUCAGCUGGCCGCCUCAGCUCAGAUGUCUCUGAGCAUUUGGGCUUGAACUCUCAUGGGGGGCCCACCACCAGCAUGCUUUCUGCUUCCUCCUCUUCCUGCCUCGGGGGCUUAGAGAAGUCUGUGAACCCUUCCCCAAGUGUGCCCAGAAGGGCAGCUGUGAAAUUAGAAUAUUCGAUGACCCCUCGCCCAGUCCAGACACAGAACUUGGCCAAUAGGAGCAAACUGGGUUUAAAACCAAAUGAAGUAACAACCCAGUUUAAUGGCGACAACAAACGUCCUGUGUCAGUGACGUCUGAGUCCCCUAAGGUUUGGAAAAGGACAGCGAUUGGACAGCCCCUCCCACCGGCUCCUAGGAGGAUCGACAUCUCAGAGCUUCCCAGGAUACCAAAGAUGAAGAGAGAAGGUGGCGGUGGCAAUGACAGCAAUGUGGAUUCCAAGCCCACCGGUGGUAAGGGUGCAGACAUCCCCAGCUCCUGCAUCAGCCGGCUGACAGGGCGGGAAGGCAGCAGCCAGCCUGCCCGAGGGGGCCGCAGCGAGAGCAAGCCCAGCAGCCGGGACGCCCAGGAGCCCAAGACACACUCAGGCAGUGGUGGUGCUUGUGCCAGUGCCAGCGGCCCAGGUUCGCACAGCAGCCUGGCUCCAUUUGGGCCAUCCCGAGGCAAGGGUCUGGGCUCCUCCUUUGAGAGCUUUAGAAUUAACAUCCCCGGGAAUGCAGCGCACACCAGCAGGCUCCCGAACCCUGGCUUCUGUAACACUUUCCGACCAGUUGACAACAAAGUCCAGCGUAAGGAGAACCCUUCACCCCUCUUCUCAAUCAAGAAAACCAAGCAGAUCAAAAGCGAGAUCUAUGACCCCUUUGACCCAACAGGGUCAGAUUCGAGCUCCCCCAGCAGCAGCCCUGAAAGAAUGGGUGCGGGGCUGCUGCCCUCCGAGAUCACCCGCACCAUCUCCGUGGACAGGCCGAAGGCCCCGACCUUCCAGACCGUCCGCUGUGUGACCUCGUACACAGUAGAGAAUGUCUUUGAGUCAGGUUCCGACCCAUCUGAUGGGCCAUCCUCCAGCCACCCUGAGCGGAUUGCCACAGGUGUAUCUGACCUGGAGAAGAUGGAGGAAGAGGAGGAGGAGGAGCCUGGGAGCAGCCCCUGCGUGUCUACCACCAUACGGCGGCGACUGUCUGAGCGGGAGCCCCUGGAGGCAGACGGGCGUGAGCGCCGCAGCACUUUCUUUGACACAGAGGAACGGACCGUGACAUGUGUGACCAUUGAGCCAGCCUCACCCUCCGAGGAGGAAGAGGAGGAGGAGGAGGAAGACCGACCGCCAGCCACCACCCACAGGAUUGUUGAGAUUCAUUCCCCUUCUCGGUCACGUUCCAACUCGAGUUCACGCAGCCACAAAAAAGCCAAGCGGAAAAAAGCAUCCACCAAGGAGCACAAGAAGACACGGUCCCGCUCACAUUCACAAUCUCCCUCUCGGGAGAGAAGCUCACGGUCGACCUCCUGGUCAGUUGAGGAGGACUACGCCAAGAAGCACCGGUUCAAGGCCAAGCCCCGGAGGUCAUCCAGCGACCGCUCCAGCAGCCACGACAGAACCAAGAAGAAGAGAGCCAAGGAUAAAGGCAAGGAGAAGAGGAAGGGCUCGUGGUCGCGGGACCGCCGAAAGUCCCGGUCGCGCUCAGGGAGCCCCGGCAGUUCCUCCUAUGAGGUCUGUGAGAGCCGCAAGAAGAGGAGGAGGCGGUCAAGCUCCCGGGGCCGGGGCCGAGAGGGCUCGCGGUCCAGCAGCACUGAGAGAGCCCGCAGGCACAAGCACCGGAGACAGAAGAGCUUUGAGCGCUAUGAGAAGAAGGAGAGGAGUUCGCGGCCCCAUGACCGAAGGAGUUCCCGCUCACGAUCGCGGGAGAGGAGGAAGUGGAGGUCCCGCUCUCCCUCUGCCUCCAGGUCCAGGGAGCACAAGAGGGCCCGGUCCAGGGAGAAGCGGCCCCGCUCGCGGUCCCGCUCAAGGGACAGGAAACAGCCUGUGAAAGAUGUGUCUCCACCACCCCUGCAGGAGAAGGAGCCCAAGCCUGCUGAGGAGAGCCCCCCACCCAAGCCAGCAGCCCCAGGCCAGGCUGAUGGGCCACAGGCUCCUCUGGCUGUGGAAGAGACGGUGCCUGAAGUGCCCAAAGAGGUGGCUAUGGAUGACCUGGACUAUGGGGACACCGUGGAGGCCGAGCAUGUCUUUGAUGACUUCUGCAGUGAUGCUGUCUUCAUUCAGCUGGAUGACAUGAGCUCUCCCCCUUCCCCAGAAAGUACAGACUCCUCCCCAGAGAGGGGCCUCCUGCUUCCCCCAGCUCUGCCUGCGGGCAGCAGCUCAUGCAGUCUGAGCCUGGGGGCAGUCCCUGCUGCCAGAUGUGAGGCCCCCCCAGUGUCCCCAGCUCCCUCAGAGGGCCCCCUGGGGGAGGCCGCGCCCUCCCAGGGGGCCCUGGAGAACCAGGGCAGGGAGUUGACCAUGGUGAAAGAGGACCCCGAGGUCAGGGAAGAGGUCAGGGAGGAGGUGAUCAGCGAGGCCGUCAGUGAGGCAGUCAGUGAGACCGUGGAGACUGCAAUGGAAGUCGUUUCCCAAAUCCCCUUACUGAAGUCCAAAGCUUUGGUGAAGAGGGUAACUUGGAACCUUCAGGAAGAGGAGGACAGCAUGGUGGGCCCAGGGCCCGGACCAAGGGCACCGUUGUACAAGCUACCAAGAUCCCUGGAAGGGGCCUGGAAAGCGGAGGAUUCGAACCCCAGCCUAAAUCAGGUGCAGUUCCGUGAGCCUCCUCCCACCAAUUACAUGGUCGCUGAGCCCAUGUUUCCUGACCUAGAUUGCUCUCAGGUUUACAGCCCCAACAUGCCUCUGACCCCGACUCUGCCCCUGAGUGUGCCGCCCUAUGCCCCGGUCAGCCAGCCCACCGUCCAGUUUAUCAUGCAAGGCAGCCUGCCCCUCGUGGGCUGUGGGCCAGGACAGAGCCUGACCCCAGAGCCGGCCAUGCUGGCCGCAGCCUCAGAACCUAGCGGCCAGGCACCGGCCACAGGAGAUGGGGAUGAGAAGACGACAGCCAAACCAGCCGCUGAGAAAACAAAAAACGAAGAGUAUAUGAAGAAGCUGCACGUGCAGGAGCGGGCCGUGGAGGAGGUAAAACUGGCUAUCAAGCCCUUCUAUCAGAAGCGCGAGAUCACCAAGGAGGAGUACAAGGACAUCCUGCGCAAGGCGGUGCAAAAGAUCUGUCACAGCAAAAGUGGGGAGAUCAACCCCAUGAAGGUUGCAAACCUGGUCAAGGCCUACGUGGAGAAGUACAAACACAUGAGGAAACACAAGAAGCCGUUGGAGCCUGAGGAGGAGCCGCACGAUGUGGAAAACUGAGGCUGCAGGCCAUACAUGCACAGGCGCACGCCCCACAGCAGCCAGCAGUACCUGAAAAGUACUGAUGGAACCUUUGGUCACCACGUCAGAGGGGACAGCUUUUUUAUAUAUAUAUACAUAUACAUAUAUAUAUAUAUAUAUAUAUACAUACAUACAGUCACUAUAUAUUCUAUAGACGCUGUUUUCAUUGUGUUCUAAUUUAUCGAAACAUGGAUUGUCUCUAGAAACCUCUGAAUCGAUUUCAUACUUGAAUUGUGCAGCCUGGAGCCAGUCCACUUGGAGCGGAGACCGCCCCGCAGGAAGGGCUGGCUCGCCAGCCACCCCUGUUGCCUGCUCCCUUCUGUAGGACUUGUCUUCUGAUUCCAGUUACGUUUCUGUUGGUGAAUGCGGGGGGAAAAGCGCUGGUGCAGGGGGCCGGCCGGCCUUUCCCCGGCUCCUCCAAGAGCACCAUGCUAAUGUCUGUUAAGAACAUUUUGUAUUUUUUGAGUAGAGUUUGGUGGCUUUAAAGCA